UAUAUAGCCCGCGCCCCGCACACUUGCUCACGCUCAGCGGCUCAGGCAGUCUCGCAUAUUCUUCCGGAACCUCCUGGCGAAUACAUCUCAUCUUGCCUAUACCAGCGACUCGCUCACAAGCGUCCCUUCGUUUAUCCUUUUGCGGAUCGUCCAACGGAUUUCAGCUUUUAACCGUCUUAUAGCGCAAGCUAUAACUUUCGUUCUUCAAGAUUGCACCCAAACCGUUUGAAACCGAGUCGAACAACAUGUCUAAUGAAGAUGUUAUCAUGACUGACCCUGCCAGCUGCAUGGCUCAGGGAAGACGCAGUUACUUGCUGAGCGAUUUCAAUUCAGCAGUUACUUUCUUUGGCCAGGCAUGCAUGCUCUUAUCUGAAAAGCACGGUGAAGUGGCUAAUGAAUUAGCCGAUCCCUACCUAAAUUAUGGCAGAGCUUUGCUUAAUUUGAACCGCGAAGAACAGGGUGUACUGGGUCCUAAUGUGCCUGGUACUGAGGACGCUGAAGAGGAAGAAGUAGAAGAAGACGGAAAUGAGGAGAAAGAGGAAACCAAAACUGACGACAAAGCUGAAACUAAUGAUGACAAAGUGGAAGCUAGUGAAGACAAGGUGGAAACUAGUGAAGACAAGGUGGAAACUAGCGAUGAAAAAAUGGAAACUAUCGAUGAGAAAGUGGAAACUAGCGAGGAAAAAGUAGAAACUAGUGAUGACAAACCUACUAAUGGUGAAAAGUCUAAAGAAGAACCGGAAGAAACUGAUGCCAAACCAGAAACUUCUACUGAUGCUACUGACGCUAAAGAAAAUGGAGAAGCUUCUCACUCAGAACAAAAUGGUGAAGGAAAUGACAGUGAAGAUGAAGAUGACGAUGAAAAUAAAAGUAACUUACAGCUUGCAUGGGAAGUUUUGGAACUCUCUAAGGUGAUCUAUUCAAAACUACCAGAUUCUGAAUCAAAACUUGCUGAGAUUCACAGAUUGCUUGGUGAAGUAGCAAUGGAAAGCAACAAUCUAGAUGAUGCUGUAAAUGAUUUGGAAAAGUCUUUAGAAUUGUAUAGAGGUCUCACUCCUAAAGAUUCCAGAUGUAUUGCUGAUGUACUUUAUCAACUUGGUUUGGCAAGUUCUCUUCAAAACGACUUUGAAAAAGCCAUUGAACGAUUCACAGAAUCUACAGAUCUAAUAAAGGGCAGUAUCCACGAUCUCCAACAGGAUCCACCAAUUAUUUUUGAUUCGUCUAUAAACGUGGAACAGGAACUUAAGGAGCUCAAGGAAUUAUUGCCAGAAAUUGAGGCUAAAAUUGCUGACAUGCGUGAAAUGGAUCAAAAUACAGCCAAAGCUGUCCUUGAAAAUGUGAAAAAAUACAUGUCUGGCGAAACGACAAACGGUGCAGGACCAAGCGGCGCUGGUAGCUCUGGUUCAUCGUCUGCAUCCACGUCCACGGCUAAGGAAGUUAAAGAUAUUUCGCAUCUUGUACGCAAAAGCAAGAGGAAAAACGAAGAUGAGACAUCUGAACUAGCAUCUCCCUGUUGAGACUUGACAAUCAAACUGGAUGGGGAUCCUAUCAGUUAAAUAGUUAAGAAACUCAACCAUAAAUUAAGAAAAAUUUAAUAAUUAAGGAUAACUUCCAGGAAAUACAAUGUCUCUAUUAGUAUAGUUUGUAAGUGACUUUUAUUUAUUUUUUUUUAUUUAAUUUUUUCUUAAAUUUUUAACUCAAGAGACAGUAUCGUUAACUAGAAGAUAAUGCUGUAAUUUCCAUCGAAAAUAAUUUAUCAUGACAAAGUAACUUGGUAAAUUAAAACCACUGUUACUAAGUUAACUGACCACGAUAAUACUAUUAUGCUCUCAGAUUCAUUAAAUGAAAGCUGAUUUUUAUACACUUUUCCAGCAUCCAAUUUUAUAAGCUAUGUUUAAAAAAUUUGCAACUUUUAAACUUGAAAUAAUUUUUUUUAUGAAAUCAGAAUUAGAAGUCAAGUUCAAGAGUGUGUUGUUCUUUGUUUUAUUCUUGUUAUGUACGACCAUUUGAUCAAUGAAGACUUGAUAACUACGUUAGCCAGUAAAAAUAGUAUCAUUGAAUUAUUAGCAAAAUGUAAAUCACAUUUAAUCUCAUAAUAAUUCAUUCCGUUAUCAACAUACUUUAAUCAUUUAAUUUAGUUUAUGAUUCAAAUGUUAUGUAACAAUAAAAAUAUCUUUUGUAGCGAA
This is a messenger RNA of Trichogramma pretiosum, 2186 nucleotides long. It is a transcript of the gene Nasp, whose product is annotated as protein HGV2. NCBI's taxonomy places the organism in Eukaryota, Metazoa, Arthropoda, Insecta, Hymenoptera, Trichogrammatidae. Gene Ontology annotation, molecular function: histone binding. Gene Ontology annotation, biological process: CENP-A containing chromatin assembly; DNA replication-dependent chromatin assembly. The transcript is spliced from 6 exons. The record is from RefSeq and is a predicted model, not a curated record. The coding region runs from base 246 to 1517 and encodes 423 amino acids. Gene Ontology annotation, cellular component: nucleoplasm.